Molecule: messenger RNA, 973 nt
Organism: Capsella rubella
Lineage: Eukaryota; Viridiplantae; Streptophyta; Magnoliopsida; Brassicales; Brassicaceae
Product: eukaryotic translation initiation factor 5B-like
Exons: 5
Coding region: 210-917 (235 amino acids)
Molecular function (GO): translation initiation factor activity
Source: RefSeq, a predicted model, not a curated record
UUUUUUUCUUCUUGAAAUUGCUUAUUCAUCUACUUAUGUAAUAGAUGAUCGUACAAAUUUGAGGAAGCUUCACGCCGGUUACACAAAGACAAAAAGCUCUCUCAAUCUCUCUCCAUCUGUUACAAAGAAGAGGCUGGUCCAAUACGUGAAACUUUGACGAAGGGAUCCCAGAUCUCUUGCUGUUGUUGGAUCAAUGGGCUCAGCGAACAAUGGUUGAGAAGCUUACAUAUGUGGAUGAAGUGCGGUGUACUGUCAUCGGGGUGAAAGUCAUUGAAGGCCAUGGUACAACGAUUGAUGUUGUGUUGGUAAACGGUGAACUCCACGAAGGUGAUCAAAUCAUCGUUUGUGGGCUACAGGGACCUAUAGUCACAACGAUUAGAGAAUUACUGACUCCUCAUCCAAUGAAGGAGCUAAGGGUGAAGGGUAAUUACGUGCAUCGCAAAGAAAUAAAAGCUGCACGGGGUAUCAAGAUUACUGCACUGGGCCUAGAAAACGCAAUUGCUGGCACUUGCCUGCAUGUGGUUGGACCUGAUAAUGACGAGGAUGCAAUUAAGGAGUCGGCUAUGGAAGGUGUGAAGUCAGUUUUGAGCAGGAUCGACCAAAGUGGUGAAGGAGUAUACUUACAAGCGUCUACGUUAGGGUCAUUGGAAGCAUUGUUUGAACUGUUGAAGUUGCCAGCAGGAACGAUACCAGUCAGUGGUGUUGGGAUGGGGACUGUGCAUAAAAAGGAUAUAAUGAAGGCUGGAGUGAUGCUCGAGAUGACAAAGAAGGAAUAUGCUAUCAUUUUGGCCUUUGACGUGCAAGUGACUACAGAGGCUCGUGAACUUGCUGACGAAAUGGGAGUUGGAAUCUUCUCCUCUGAUGUCAUCUAUCAUUUAUUCUCUCAGUUUAAGGAUUACAUUGAGAAUCUUCCCUAAUUAUUUCAAAACCGUGUUGAAUUUAUUUUUAUUAUCCUUAACUAGUAAAUUUGUUA